GCAAUGAGCGCGGCUGGCGGGCGGGGUUUGGCUGCUAUCGGAGCAGAGGCUCGGCACAGUGUGACGAAGACAUGGCUGAGAGCGACUGGGAUACCGUGACCGUGCUGAGGAAGAAGGGCCCGACCGCCGCGCAGGCCAAGUCCAAGCAGGCGAUUAUAGCUGCUCAGCGAAAAGGCGAAGAUGUAGAAACCUCCAAAAAAUGGUCAGCCGGUCAGAACAAGCAGCACACGAUCACCAAGAACACAGCCAAGCUGGACCGGGAAACGGAAGAGCUUCACCACGACAGAGUGCCCCUCGAGGUGGGCAAAGUCAUCCAGCAGGGCAGGCAGGCAAUCGGAAUGACCCAGAAGGACCUGGCCACGAAAAUCAAUGAGAAGCCCCAGGUGAUCGCAGAUUAUGAGUGCGGGAGAGCGAUCCCCAGCAACCAGGUCAUGGGAAAGAUCGAAAGAGCACUCGGCAUAAAGCUGCGUGGAAGAGACAUUGGAAAGCCCCUGGACGCCGGCCCAAAAAAGAAAUGAAAGCAAAGCCUCGAAAUCAGUGUUCCCCAGCUGAUCUCACCCUGUCUGCCGCAAGCCGACCAGGGGCUCUACAUUGCCAAGCUGAACGCAGCCGUCUUCGGACUGCGCCAUGGGGGCCGCCUCGCGGAAUUUUCUUCCCUGCUGUAAAAAUGUAUUUAGUCCUAAAACGAUAACGUCUCUCGCCGUGCUAGUGGGGAGCAUCUUCUGCUUACAUGAUGUGGAAAUCGGACUUUUAUUUUUUUUUGGCCCCAGAUGGGUGUUUUUUUUUUUUUUUGAAUGUAUUGGGGGUUGGAAGGCAUUCCUUCUGUUUCUUUGAUACACCACAUCCCUUCCAUAAUGUCAUUGUAAAAUAAAAUUUGUUAUCCUUCACA
Spea bombifrons (plains spadefoot toad) is the source of this 889-nucleotide messenger RNA. RefSeq names its product endothelial differentiation related factor 1 (gene EDF1). The record is from RefSeq and is a predicted model, not a curated record. Lineage: Eukaryota; Metazoa; Chordata; Amphibia; Anura; Pelobatidae. The transcript has 5 exons. Bases 72 to 518 code for a protein of 148 amino acids. Gene Ontology annotation, cellular component: nucleus. Gene Ontology annotation, molecular function: DNA binding.